Trypanosoma conorhini is the source of this 2136-nucleotide messenger RNA. Its product is annotated as antigenic WD protein. The transcript has a single exon. The coding region runs from base 1 to 2136 and encodes 711 amino acids. Gene Ontology annotation, molecular function: protein binding. Lineage: Eukaryota; Euglenozoa; Kinetoplastea; Trypanosomatida; Trypanosomatidae. The record is from RefSeq and is a predicted model, not a curated record.
AUGAGCAAGGCAAAGCUGAAGUUUAGCGUAGAAGGGAAGACGGUGGUCUACGAUGGACGACCAGAAACCCGCGUGAGGGAUUUGAUGGAGAUCCUCGUCAAGCUGAAGGUCAACCCCUCUGUCGCGGUCAGGGCCUUCCGGGAAAACAUUGAGGAUGCCGCGAGCUACACUGACGAGAGCAUCCGGCAGCUCUUUGGCGACGCCCAACUGGCCUAUGAGGAGAAGAAGAAGCGCAAGAUGGCCGUCGCCGCCAAGGAAGAGCAGCCGAGGGAGAGAGCGGAGAAAAUUACACUGCAAUUCAAAGGGAAGCAGUUCUCAUACAUGGGUCUGCCAGACACCAAAGAGUACGCCGUGAUUGAGCUGCUGGUACAGCAGAAGGCGACACGAGAGUUGGUGAUAGAGACGUUUCGCGAGAAUCUGCCGGGGUCAUCCGCGAGUGACGAGGAAAUAUUUGCGAAGUUUACUGAGGUGGUGUCGGCGAAGAACGCGCGAAGGGCAGGGACAAGGAAAGACUCCGCCACGGAGGGGGCCGCGGAGUCCUCAACGCAGGCGGCCGAGCUAAGACCGCCACUACCGCCACCGCAAGAAGAAGAAGAACAUCAACAACAACAGCAGCAGGAGCAGGAGCAGGAGCAGCGGCAGCAGCAUGGAAGGAAGGUCUCUUCCGCUGCCGGCGUGGGCGCGAUCGACGAAAUUACGGGCAUGUCGAUGGAGGAGCGUGACACUAUCAGCAACUUCAUUAGGCAGGUGCUCGAGCAGCCUGAAAUGGAUCUCACGGCGCGUGUGCGCGAGGAACCGAAGACGUUUGCCACACCUGUCGCGAUACCACGAAACGCCAGCCACAGUGUUAGCGAUGGUACUGAAGAAGACUCGUUACAGGUGACGGCACGCACAACACGGGGUAAGCUCGCUGUCUACUGCCAGGAGGAGAAGAGUACUGCAAACAAAGUUCUUUACAUUAACCCCAGUACAACAUAUGAGGAGUUUUGUGCGAUGGUAGAAAAGAAGUUUGGACGCAAGAUGGCCAUGUCGUUCAACGAAGGGGAGGAUUUGAUUGACCUGGACGACGACGAUGUAUUCUGCAUGUUCCUUGAGAUGAGCCAGAGUCAGGCGCAGGAGGGCAAACGCAUGAAACUCAUCUGCGUUCCACCAGAGACACGCAAGAAGGCGACAGACGACAAACUGACCGACACAAAGGCCAGUGAUCCGUUUAAGGUGAAGGCGUUUUCCAGUGGCAAGCUGGAGGUCCGCGAGGAGAAGACCUACACGGGGCACGCCUCUGCUGUUUACUGCUGCUCCUUCUCCACGAAGGGGGAUCGGUUCUGUACCGCCAGCCGCGACCGCUCCGUGCGACUGUGGAACACUCUCACGGGGAGCUCUUCCGUGAUGAAGGGAGGUCACAACGGGUUCGUGCUUUCGUGUGACUUUUCGCCGCGUGGCAACCGCAUCGUUUCCUCCUCCGACGACCGAACGAUCAAGGUGUGGAACACGACCACCUGCGCCAAGGUGUCCACCCUCAAGGGACACGACGAUAAGGUCUACUGCGUGCAGUACAAUUCCACGGGCGAAUAUAUCGUCUCCGCGUCCUGUGACCACACGGUGCGGGUUUGGAACGCCGACUCCGCCACAAAGAUGGUAACGCUGCGGGGCCACACCCUCGCUGUCUUUUCGUGCUGCUUCAGCAACACCGACCGUGGAAAGUACGUUGUCUCUGGUGGAGACGACCGCCUGAUAAAGGUCUGGGACUGGGGCAAGGGCGAUGAGUACUGUUCCAUGGCUGGCCACACCGACACCGUUUGGUCCUGUAAGUUUUCACACAAUGACGCCCGCAUCGUUACCGCCUCGAUGAACCAUGAGCUGCGGGUGUGGGACUGGAAAGGCAAGAGCUGCAUUCUCUUCUGGAAGGGCCAUCAGGUGCCCAUCCACCAGGCCCUCUUCUCCGCCAACGACAAGUACAUCUACUCCUGCGCCAGGGACUGGACCGUCAUGGUGUGGGACGCCGCGACUGCAGAGCACUUGGAGACAAUUACGGGGCACCACAGCACCGUCUAUCACUUGGACGUUGUCGGGGACAAACUACUGACCUCCUCCCUGGACGACACACUCAAGCUGUGGACCAUCAAGGAGAAAGAGUGA